This is a messenger RNA of Panicum virgatum (switchgrass), 1915 nucleotides long. Its product is annotated as spliceosome-associated protein 49-like. The transcript has 4 exons. The coding region runs from base 198 to 770 and encodes 190 amino acids. NCBI's taxonomy places the organism in Eukaryota, Viridiplantae, Streptophyta, Magnoliopsida, Poales, Poaceae. Gene Ontology annotation, molecular function: RNA binding. The record is from RefSeq and is a predicted model, not a curated record.
AGGCAGAUCACACGGAACCGAACAAUCUCUCCCCACUACCAACCUCUUCCCGUGCGCUCGCCUCAUCGCCUGCCCUGCCAGUCGCUCCGGUUGCUCGUUUCGCCUGCCUCCCCACGUCUGGACUCCUCGUUCGCCGCGGCGUCAACGCGGCUUCCUUCCCGCGGUCUCUCCGCCUCCGCCUCCCAGAUCCGGCGCCCAUGGCGAGGAACCCGGGCUGCACCGUCUUCAUAGGUAACUUGGAUGACAGGGUUCCUGAGAGGGUUCUGUAUGAGAUUCUUAUUCAGGUAGGUCGAGUUGUAGACCUACACAUACCUCGUGACAAGGAAACUAGUCGGCCAAAAGGUUAUGCUUUUGCUGAGUAUGAAUCAGAGGAGAUUGCCCAGUAUGCUGUUAAGCUAUUUUCUGGCCUUGUUCGACUUCAUAAUAAAACACUUAGAUUUGCGAUGUCUGGGCAAGACAAACCCUCAUCAAAUAGCAAUAUGCCUGUAACUCCUAGGUUAAACCCUCUACCAACACCAAAGCCUCCUCAUCUUAUGAGGUCUAGUGAUACUCCUGCAUCACAGCAAACAGUAGUGAAUGGCAGGAUUGCAGGGUAUGGUAUCUCACCAAGUCAUUCAUAUGACACACAUUCUCAAGCAUCAUCAAGUGGGUUACCAAGUAGAGGACUAAGCAAUGGUACAUAUGAGAAUAGUAGACGUGUAUUGGAUUCUGUUCUGAAUGAUGCUAGCCGUCAAGGUACCAGGGAACCAGUUCCAUACCCGUCCUACUAGCAAGUUGAGGUCCAGUGACGGUAACUUGAUAUGCUGACAGAAUAGGCCACUGAAGCCAUUGUCUGUUGUCUCAGCCAUCUAUGAGGUUAUCUCUGUACUCACCAUUCCAUGCCUGUAAAUAUGGGUUAUGGUGGUAGGGCAUAUGCUUAUCUUUUCGGUUGUUCUGUUGUGCUUUACAUUGUGGUGAGAGUUUUGCCUGCUGAGGUUAGGUUCCAUCUCGUACUCUAGUGAUCAAGGUCUUACCUCCACAAAUGUGAUUGUACUAGGAAUUACCAUGUUUCUAGUUACAUGAAUAGGUGGCAAAACUUUGCAGUUCCUGUUUACAUUAAAUGUCGCUACCUGUUUCUCGUGUUAUAGGAGUGUGUUUGUGUUUAAGAUAUGAGUAUUUGGUGGAUUUUGUUUAUCACCCUGUUGAAUCUGUAUUAUGUUGGACAUCAGAAGGGGAAAUGUUGUUUAAAAGAAAAGAAAUCUACCCUCAAAUUAUGAUGAUGUCCGUUUAUAUGAAUCUUUGGUUUAUAUAUGAUUUUUUUGCUUGAGCUGUGUGUCCGUGGCAGCAACAGGCUUUCAUUAAUUCACAACAGGCUCUUCGGUAAUCAGGCCAUACCUUCUCUGUUACAUGGUUGCUUUGGUCCGGCAUUUGCAAGUUGAUCUGUUGUCACUUACAAGUUCAGUAGCGUAGCGUGGAAGUUGUUACUGCUGGACUCACUUAGCUGGUGAAUUAUCUAGCUAUUGCAUUGUUCCAAUGUUACUGCAUUCACUUGAGUUGUAAUCUUGUUGGUGACCCUGCAUUGUUGAUCAAGAUGGGUCAGAUGCUAUUCAUUUCUUAUCAGGUUGUCUUUGGAAGCUCCAUGCAUGUGGUUGUGAGUUCGACCACAUGGAAUUUAAAAGGAAAUCUGCCCCGUUGGAGCUCCAAAUUGCAGGCUACCAGAUUUUCGAAGGAUUUAAUUUGUGAUACUUUUUUUAGAAUCAAGGUUUCCCCGCUUUAUUUCAGAGAAACAAAGCGCACAGAAGAAUUUGUCAUACUGGAGGUCAGCCUAUGAGAUCAAUUUGGGUUCAAGAAUUGUAGUUGGACAAUUAUAUGGCAUAAUGAUACUACCUUACGGUGUAACUAUGCCCCUUGCAAUCGGCAAGUUCAUUUGAACCUU